UAGACUCUCCGGGCUGUUCGUUCUUGGGGCUUCCCCCGCUCCGCGGCCUACAAUCCCCAUGGUGCCCCGCGGGGGAUGCCGUACGUGACGCACGGGGGCGGGGCGGGACUCGUCUCUCCCCUGCUGUGUCCCCUUCCCUCGGCUCGGCGGGCGCCAUGUUGGCUUGAGAGGAAGAUGACAGGCAGCGGCUGCGGGCGCGGGGCAGAGAGCGGAUCGCACUGAGACGGCCCCAGCCCACGGCGAGACGAGGCAGGGCAGCCCGCCCGGCAGUGGGGUCCCCGCCGGGCCGCUGAGGGAGCCGUUGGACGGGGGAGGCAGCGGCGAUGAGAGCAGAGACCUGAGGCUGCUGCGGGCUGGAGGCGGCUGCCGUUUAAAUUCCCCUUGAGGCGCUGCCGCUCCCGGAGCGGUGUGGGGGAGGGCACCCCGGGCCGGGGAGAGACGCUGCCCUUCUCCCUCGCCCGCAGACACCGUGCAGGGUGGUCCGCCCCCGGCACCCUCCCCGCCUCCUGGGAGGACACAAACUUCAGCCGCUCGCUCCGGCCGCCGGAAGGUCGCCCAGCCUGUCUGGGUCGCCCGCUUUAAUGAGGAGGUGACUUGGGCGCAGAGCUAUCCCGUGAAUCAUCCCGUCAUUAUCCGUCUGGGCUGGAGAAGGAAGAAAAACCCCCGCCCGCAGUUCAUGUCACUGUACAGCCCUGCCUGGUCCACCUGGCACCGCUGCUGCUGACAAGGAUCUGCUGCCAUCUCCGGGCUGCUGCUGUGCCCGCUGGAGACCGGCUCCUCUUGGAUAUUUCCCCCUCAACAAACAGCCUCGUCUCUGCGUAUCCACCACUCACAGUAACAUUGAACUUACUGCCGCCGUACCGGGCGCGGAUCCCUUGCUGUGCGAGCCUGGUAUUAUUUUUUUUUUAAAGUUGUUUUAAACCACUAGAGUAUAACAGCAAGAUGUCCAGCAGUGUCCCAGCUGACAUGAUAAAUUUGCGCCUCAUCUUGGUAAGUGGGAAAACGAAAGAGUUCUUGUUUUCACCAAAUGAUUCUGCUGCAGAUAUUGCAAAACAUGUGUAUGACAACUGGCCUAUGGAUUGGGAAGAAGAGCAGGUCAGCAGUCCAAAUAUUCUGCGGCUUAUUUAUCAAGGACGCUUUCUUCAUGGCAAUGUGACACUAGGAGCAUUAAAACUUCCUUUUGGCAAGACAACAGUGAUGCAUUUGGUGGCUAGAGAGACAUUGCCAGAGCCAAACUCUCAAGGUCAGAGGAACCGUGAAAAAACUGGAGAGAGCAAUUGCUGUGUGAUCCUGUAAACUCUGUCUGCUUUACCUGCUAAGUGUGAUGUAAUAUAGUCUUUGUCUUUCAUGCUGCUGCAAUAGAAGAGGGCCAGCCUUGCGUCAAACAUCUUUAGGAAGAGCCUGUCAGUAAAUCCAUUGAACUGAAAUAUUACAUAAACACUGUCACAUUAUUCUCUUUUUCAAAGGAGAGAUCUAUGAACAAUUGCAUUAUGAUUUUAUUUCUAUUUUUUCUUGCUGAAUAAUCUUGUAAUACAUCAGUUCUUGAAUGCGUUCAAUCUCCAGAAAAAGUUAGUGUUCUCUUCCACAGCAGAAACCAUUUUGCUGCCACAAAAAUCUUCAUUAACCGGAACUAAUCAAUCAAGCUUUCUAGAUGCAAUUUGCACUAAAAACAGUUGACAGUAUGUUUCUCUUCGGCAAUCUCUAAUGAUAUUUGAGACACAUAGAAAUAAUCUACAAUAUGUAAUACAACACUGGAAAAUAGAAUCCAUAAUUUAAAAAAGCUCACUAAUGGCCAACUCAAAGGAAAAACUGAAGUCAAUUCUACCAAGUCAACCUUGGUGGCCGAACUGGCACAGAAUACUAACUAAACCGAGCCUCGCUAUAUAUAUUUUCACUGCAACAAACAAACAAAAAAAACUAUGUGCCUGUAAUUUAAAAGCACUCUGUAGAGGGCUGUUGAAACUGGUUUUUUUUUCAUUAUUAUAUGCACUCUUUUCUCCUACGUUAGUUGAGUGCUUGUUCAUACAGCACAAACAAGUGCAGAGUGCAUUUCCUAGCCUUAAUAUGGGAGGGGUAAUUUCCUGUAGUUCAUAGGCUUUUAUUAUUGUGCAUAAAUAUUAGAAGACUUCAUUUACUAAUCAAUUUUAUGUAUUUGAAUAUCAGCAAUUGAUGUUUUUCGGUAAUUCUUACUCCUCUGUAUCUGUGUCCAGAGUCAUGCUUACUCAUAAGAGACUUCAAAAGAAUUAUUAAAGUUAAAAGAAAAAAACCUUUGCCAUAGUACUAGUUUUGUUUCUUUAUGUAAUCUGCAUUUGGUAUUAGUGCUUGCAAGUGUAUUAAAAUCAGAAGCUGAUUUUUAAAGGCAUACAUAAUUAAAAAGGAUGCCAUUUUAUUUCAUAUCAAUAAUUUAAAGGUUGAUAUGCUAAAGAAAUUUGCACAGCACUAAAGCAUGAGCUAGUUUCAUCUAAACCUGUAAAAAUAUAAAAGAUUUUAUAUUUUUUUCACUCGGGAAGAAUUCUUCCUGGAUGAAAUUACAAAUAAGUGUAGAAUAUAUUUAAUAAAAAUCUUAUAAAAUGCAUAACUAUAGAACUUAAAUAUGGAUUGGCGUGUAGCAUAAUAAAACAAUAUUCCAUAUAAAUAGCAUUAGCCUUAAAAAAAAUAAAAAAAUAAAAAAAAGUCACAGGUUGACAUUGUGUUCUGUACUUAAUAAGUGUUCACAGCCCUUACAGAUGUUCUGUGUAAUUGUUUUUUCAAAUGGUCAGCAUCAUUCAAAUGUAAUCAGGUUAUUUUACCCAUUGUUACUGCUUUGAUGAAAUGCUUUAUAUGCCAUAGGCCUACAAAAAUAUUGUUCAUACUGAUCAGAAUUAAAUUUGUAUAGAGCAGAGUUUUAAAACAAAUUGUAAAUAGCACUAAACAUUUUCUUUCUGCAACCUGUACUGAUAGAUUCUUCUGUAAACUAAAUAAAAGAAUAUUGUAGUGCA
Messenger RNA from Chelonia mydas (Green sea turtle), 2978 nucleotides. RefSeq names its product ubiquitin like 3 (gene UBL3). The record is from RefSeq and is a predicted model, not a curated record. The transcript is spliced from 5 exons. Bases 943 to 1296 code for a protein of 117 amino acids. Lineage: Eukaryota; Metazoa; Chordata; Testudines; Cheloniidae. Gene Ontology annotation, molecular function: protein binding.